Messenger RNA from Momordica charantia (bitter melon), 1398 nucleotides. RefSeq names its product LisH and RanBPM domains containing protein. Gene Ontology annotation, molecular function: protein binding. Lineage: Eukaryota; Viridiplantae; Streptophyta; Magnoliopsida; Cucurbitales; Cucurbitaceae. The record is from RefSeq and is a predicted model, not a curated record.
UCAUUUUCAUUUUCGUACCCUGCAAGUCCAAGACGAAGGGGGCCGAGACGGAAUUCGAUGAAAAAUCUGCCUCCUCCCCCCAACGGCGACUCACCAAUCUCCUCUGCGCCGCUCCUCUCUUACUCUUAACUUAGCCUCGCAAUCGUUCAACUGCUUUGUUUUCGCCGGCCGACACUUAAUCAUGGACGUCGAUCCCCGUCACUACGACCACAGAGCCAUCAGUGAUGGUGAUAUUCAGAACAUUGUUUUAUCGUACCUUGUUCAUAAUUGUUACAAAGAGACUGCAGAGUCAUUCACUAAUUGUACUGGGCUUAAACAGCACACUGAUUAUCUUGUCGACAUGGAAAAAAGAAAAAGAAUUUAUGAUUUUGCAAUAGAAGGAAAUGCACUUAAGGCCAUUGAGUUAACAGAAGAGAUAGCACAUGGUUUACUUGAGAAGAAUGAGGACUUGCACUUUGAUCUUUUGAGCCUUCAUUUUGUUGAACUUGUUUGCUCUAGGAAAUGCACAGAGGCUCUAGAAUUUGCUCAGGUCAAGCUUGCCCCUUUUGGGAAGGUGCAUAAAUAUGUCGAAAAACUUGAAGAUUUCAUGGCUCUUCUUGCUUAUGAAGAACCAGAAAAGUCUCCAAUGUUUCAUCUGCUUAGUGUAGAUUACCGGCAAAGAGUAGCAGAAAGUCUAAAUCGAGCAAUUCUUGCACAUGCAAACUUCCCGAGCUAUACAGCAAUGGAAAGGCUGAUAAAGCAGGCAACUGUAGUUAGACAGUCCUUAAGCCAAGAGCUGGGCAAGGAUGGGCCUCAACCAUUUUCUUUGAGGGAUUUCUUGAAAAGCUAAUUCAAGGAAAUCUUCGGGCACAAUGGCGACUCAUGGUUGUGGUAUGGAAGUUUCUCGAGUUCGAAUCACUCUCAAUUCCACUCAAUUCUAAGGUUGCUGAGUGAUGUUUCUCAUGUCUGCGAGUUCUUGCAUUCGAAGUAUGCUCCUGUCUUCAUAUGCUUUAGGGUGCCGGGUAGGGCCAUAAAUAGAGUCAUCUGGGGUCCCCUGGGCAAAAGUUCAUUUUCCUUUCAGUUGGUGACCUAGUCGACCUAAUGCCUUGUGUUAUUGUACAUGCCGUCUCUAAUUUUGUUGCUUGCUCUUUAUUCUCUUUCCUUUUAUUUCAUUUUUUCAAAAUUUACUAUGUUGAUAUAUUGGCUAGCAUUGUUGUGUCUCAUAAUCUGGUUUUGACACGAAGGAACAUAGGAGAAGGUAGAAACUCUACUUUGUUGUCUUAUGCCAUGGUCAUCAAAUGCUAGCUUUGUUUGUCACAGUGUAAAGAAAAGGUCUACAUCAUCAAAUGAGUUGAUCUAGUUUCCUCUUGAUUGGAUUGUCAAAUAUGUAAGAGUAGGACUCUUUCUCGGGAGUUAAAA